Scomber japonicus (chub mackerel) is the source of this 2179-nucleotide messenger RNA. RefSeq names its product fumarylacetoacetate hydrolase domain containing 1 (gene fahd1). Lineage: Eukaryota; Metazoa; Chordata; Actinopteri; Scombriformes; Scombridae. The record is from RefSeq and is a predicted model, not a curated record. Bases 1 to 663 code for a protein of 220 amino acids. Gene Ontology annotation, molecular function: acetylpyruvate hydrolase activity. Gene Ontology annotation, cellular component: mitochondrion. The transcript has a single exon.
AUGACUACGCGAAACAUCUCUCGGUUUUGGGAAUGGGGCAGGAAGAUAAUUUGCGUUGGGAGAAACUACGCAGACCACGCCAAAGAGCUGAAGAAUGCGAUUCCAACAGAGCCAAUCCUGUUCUUGAAGCCACCUUCUGCAUAUGUCAGAGAGGGCUGCCCCAUCCUGGUUCCGCUGUACUCCAGCAACCUGCACCAUGAGGUGGAAUUAGGGGUGGUCAUCGGGAAAGGGGGCACGGCGAUCCCUCAGUCCACCGCUAUGGAGCACGUCGCAGGCUACGCGCUGUGCUUGGACAUGACAGCUAGGGACAUCCAAGACGAGUGCAAGUCCAAAGGUUUGCCCUGGACCAUGGCCAAAGCUUUCAACACCUCCUGCCCCGUCAGUGAGUUCAUCCCCAAAGAGCGUAUCCCUGAACCGGGCAACGUCAAGCUGUGGCUAAAGGUGAACGACCAGCUGCGACAGAGCGGCUGCACCUCCCAGAUGAUCUUCUCCAUCCCAUUUCUCAUCAGCUACAUCAGCGACUUCAUCACGCUGGAGGAGGGGGAUCUCAUCCUGACCGGGACCCCAAAAGGAGUGUCAUCUGUGCAGGAGCAUGAUGAGUUGCAGGCUGGGAUCCAAGACGUUGUCACCAUGACCUUCAAAGUAGACAGACCAGAUCAGUAGUGAAAACAGCAAAAAAAAAAAAAAAAAAAAAGACACUUGUUAUGGCAAGAAACAUGAUCAGAGAGGGGACUUUACCUGGAAAGUUGAGGCAAAUAUUCAGGAUCUGUCCAAUAUCUAUUGGAUCAGCAGGUGGCAGUGCUGUGCCACUAUAAGGGACCAUAGUGCAGAUACUUGAAUGUUGCCUUGAUACUUGAAUGUUCCCCCCAUUAAAGAAAAAAAAAGUAAUUAUUAAUUGAUUGCAUCAGUGUACUUAUGAUCUGUUUCACUGUAUCAUCUACUUAAAUCAGAGUUAUGAAAAGUAUUCACCCAUUGUCACUGUCUUUGUGUGAGAUCACCAGUGGUGGAAGAAGUAUUCAGAACAUUUACUUGCUACUAACUAAAAGUAACAAUACUAUGCUGUAAAAAUACUCUAUUACAAGUAAAAGUCCUGCAUUCAUAAUUUGACCAAAGUCAUAGGAUGAAAGUCAUUAUGCAUUUUAUACAUUUUGUUACUGUCUAGGACAUAGUUAAAUAUACACUACAUUAAUAUACUUAGUAAGAUGAUCAUUUACUUUGUAUGUUAAAUGAUAAUCUGUAAAGUAACUAGUAGCUGUUAAAUGAAUGUAGUGAAGUAAAAAGUGCAACAUUUUCCACUCAAAUGUAGUAGAGUAUAAAAGGGAAAUACUGAAGUACAGUUCUUGAGUAAAUGUACUUGCUUCUAACCUCUGCAGAUCAUAUUUUUGCCUUCAUUACCUCAAAAGCAAUACAUAAAUACUGUAAUGUGGACUUCAGUUAAGUGAAAUGAGAAUUAAACACUUCCUUUCUUUUGGCAAAAGAUUUGUAUUUUAAUGAUUAUUUUCAGGGGCAAUACUACUUACAGGUACUCUGGAUUAGGUGUUGUAUCAGAGCACAGUCAACUGUAUUAUUAUCAAGACAGAGUCAAAAAUAUUAUAUAUUUUUUAUUGUUGUCUACUUGUGUAUGUCACUUUAUGGUAGACAGCAGCCGUUCCCAAUUGUUUUGGCCCUUAAAAUGAGUUACACUAGUGACGUAUCAUCACAGAUUAAGGCCAUAAGAGUGAUUUUUCUUUUUGUUUUAAAGGAUUUUAGUGGCCUAAGGAGGUGAAAAUAAUGAUUUCAUAAGAAAAAGUGAAAAAGGGUUAGGGUUAGAAUUAAUGAAUCAUCUUGCAAUCCCUCAGAUUUACCCUGUGUUUGGGGCCCACUGCUAUAAGGGACCAGCAACAUGUAUAGCAUUUUGAACUCAUUACACCAUAAGCAAGAUAGUGUGUUUCUCUAGCUUGCGUGCUUUGGAUAAAGCCACCUCACAGGAGAGAACAUUUCUUACAGUUACAUUAUUAAGCUGAAUUCAUGUGGUCCAUCUUUCAGAAGCUUAAGUGUGAAAUAGAGUUUAUCCCAAAUGAGUUCAAGUUGAGAAAAUAGUGGAGUUAGUGAGGGAGUUUAGAGUACUGACGGUUUGGCACAGACUACCUGUGGUUCCUCUUAAAUUUGGAACACAUGAUGCUGCUUGUUGGAUUAGUCG